Messenger RNA from Balearica regulorum gibbericeps (East African grey crowned-crane), 341 nucleotides. The record is from RefSeq and is a predicted model, not a curated record. Lineage: Eukaryota; Metazoa; Chordata; Aves; Gruiformes; Gruidae.
AGGAACUGUUGUACGGCACGCUGUGUCUCAGAGUUGUACUUUGUAUGUACGUUAUUGUCAGGUCCUUGAGGGGUUUUGUUUUGGUUUUAUACCUCUUGUUUACAGCUACACUGGGAGCUGUGUUUGGCGUAACUACCUGCCUCAGUGCCCAAAUCCGAGAGGAACCGGACGAUCCCUUGAACUAUUUCAUAGGAGGCUGCGCAACAGGAGCUGUCUUAGGUGCAAGAGCUCACAGUUACAUGACUGGCACCACUGCAUGUUUGGGGUUUGGAAUUACUGCUGCUCUGAUGAAGAUAGGUAACAAGGAGGGCUGGAGGCUGACGGGACCUCCCAAGCUGUAG